This is a messenger RNA of Dalotia coriaria, 1005 nucleotides long. RefSeq names its product protein YIPF7-like. Gene Ontology annotation, cellular component: trans-Golgi network. Gene Ontology annotation, biological process: vesicle fusion with Golgi apparatus; endoplasmic reticulum to Golgi vesicle-mediated transport. NCBI's taxonomy places the organism in Eukaryota, Metazoa, Arthropoda, Insecta, Coleoptera, Staphylinidae. The record is from RefSeq and is a predicted model, not a curated record.
UGCACAUGCGCAAUCGCACAAAAUCAUCUGUCAUCCACGAAAACAUUUGCUUUAGGUUAAAAUUAGUUACAUUGCAUCAAAUUCCACAUCAUUCUUAUAAAUUCUAAAUAAAACUAGCGUAAGUCUACGCCAAGAAAAACUACGAUGGCUUACUCGCAGACUAACAGCGAUUACUGGCAGCCGGGCGCGCGCCCAGGUCAACAAGACUUCUACAAUAAUCCUGAGAUGGAAUAUUCUGCAAUGCAAUCUCAAAAAUUAGACUUUCAAAACUUCAAUGAUGAAAACUCCACAUAUUAUAAUAACACAACAUCAAAGUCCUACAUGGAGCCCUAUCAACAAUCACAAUAUCCAGAGAUGUUUACCCCAAUGGCAUCAGAUUUCAAUCAAGAUCAAGAUGAAGAUGAACCACCACUACUCGAAGAACUUGAAAUAUACCCGGACAGAAUCAUGGAGAAGACUCUAGCAGUAUUAAACCCAUUCAGAACACAUAGUCUUGCAGAUGAUGCUGAAUUUCUCUGCAAACAAACUGAUUUGGCUGGGCCUAACUUUUGCUUGGUAUUAGCAUGUUGUUUGUUCAUCUCAGGUAGUAAGGCACAUUUUGGGUACAUCUAUGGCCUAUCUGUGACCUCUUGCUUGUUGAUGUAUGCUCUCUUAACAUUAAUGACUGCAGCUGCUGAUUGUUUUACACUGGCAAGUGUUGCAAGUAUUUUGGGUUAUUGUUUACUACCUAUUGUUGGAUUAUCAGUAAUCGGGAUCUUUGUAUCGCUACAUAGCAGUAUUGGUAUUAUCAUUGCGAUAUGCGCGGUUUUAUGGUCGAGUUUAUCAGCAAGCCGGCUUUUUGUCGCGAUGUCUGGAGAUGCUGAACAAAGACCUUUGAUUGCUUACCCGUGCGCGUUGGUGUCCGGCGUUUUUGCACUUUUGAUUAUAUUUUAAACAUUUGCAAAUAAAUAAUUAAACUAUUAUAAACUAUUAAAAUGUAAGAAUUAAUAAAAAAAAUUAAAAUGG